Pogoniulus pusillus (Red-fronted tinkerbird) is the source of this 5153-nucleotide messenger RNA. RefSeq names its product ring finger protein 220 (gene RNF220). The transcript has 16 exons. The record is from RefSeq and is a predicted model, not a curated record. Lineage: Eukaryota; Metazoa; Chordata; Aves; Piciformes; Lybiidae. The coding region runs from base 247 to 2091 and encodes 614 amino acids. Gene Ontology annotation, biological process: protein ubiquitination. Gene Ontology annotation, molecular function: metal ion binding; ubiquitin protein ligase activity.
CACUGCUCCUUCCCUCGCACCCCCGGCGCCUCCCGCUCUGCUACAUGCGAGCCGCGGGCGCGCACCGGGGCCAGCACGCCCGGGACUCCCCCGCUCCCCGCACGCCGCCAGCUCCGCCGGCACCCGCACCCUUUUGGAGGGUGAUGAUGCUCCAGUAAUUUUCCCAGCUCCAUUCCCAGGCAUCGCUUUGCUUUCCGUCCAGGGAAGAUAGUUCUGCUUGUGAUCCUGCUGAGGGAAGAGACUCCGAUGGACUUACACCGGGCAGCAUUCAAGAUGGAGAACUCACCCUAUCUCCCCAACCCGCUGGCCUCCCCAGCACUGAUGGUUCUCGCCUCCACCGCUGAAGCCAGCCGUGAUGCUUCCAUUCCCUGCCAGCAGCCGAGGCCUUUUGGGGUCCCCGUAUCAGCAGAUAAGGACGUGCAUAUUCCCUUUACCAAUGGCUCAUAUACUUUUGCCUCCAUGUAUCAUCGUCAAGGUGGGGUGCCAGGAGCAUUUGCAAACCGUGACUUUCCCCCAUCCUUGCUUCACCUCCACCCCCAGUUUGCACCCCCCAAUCUGGACUGCACCCCAAUCAGUAUGUUGAACCACAGUGGCGUUGGGGCUUUCCGCCCCUUUGCAUCUACUGAAGACCGGGAGAGCUACCAGUCAGCCUUUACACCGGCCAAGCGCCUGAAAAACUGCCAUGACACUGACUCACCCCAUCUGCGCUUCUCGGAUGCUGAUGGGAAGGAGUAUGAGUUUGGCACGCAGCUCCCCUCCAGCUCUCCCGGCUCCCUCAAAGUUGAUGACACAGGAAAGAAGAUCUUUGCUGUUUCUGGCCUCAUUUCUGACCGGGAGACCUCAUCCAGUCCUGAAGACCGAAGUGACAGAUAUAGAAGCGACAACCAAAGAGGGCCCCAGGCGUCUGCAACUGCCACUCAUCGUAUGAUUUUAACUCUCCCCCUCUGCAAAAAGAAAGCAACUUUAUUUGACAGCCAGGCUCCGAUCUGUCCCAUCUGCCAAGUCCUCCUUCGCCCUGGGGAAUUGCAAGAGCACAUGGAGCAGGAACUGGAGAAGCUCACCCAGCUGAACAUCAGCAAGAGCUCCAUCCUGAAGGAUGCCAUGGCAGCAGGCACCCCCAAGUCAAUUUUGUUGUCGGCCUCAAUCAAGCGGGAAGGAGAUUCUCCGACGGCAUCACCUCAUUCCUCAGAUGACAUCCAUCACUCGGACAGAUACCAGACCUUCCUGCGGGUGCGAGCGAACCGGCAGACCCGGCUGAACGCUCGGAUUGGAAAAAUGAAACGGAGGAAGCAAGACGAAGGGCAGGUAUGUCCCCUCUGCAGCCGACCUCUGUCAGGAUCCGAGGAGGAGAUGAGUAGGCAUGUGGAACAAUGCCUUGCAAAGAGAGAAGGUUCAUGCAUGACUGAGGAUGACUCUGUGGACAUCGAGAAUGAGAACGGCAACCGCUUCGAAGAGUAUGAGUGGUGUGGGCAGAAGAGGAUACGGGCUACUACUCUCCUGGAGGGAGGAUUCCGAGGUUCUGGGUUCAUCAUGUGCAGCGGCAAGGAGAAUCCAGACAGCGACGCUGACCUGGAUGUGGAUGGCGACGACACACUUGAAUACGGGAAACCACAGUACACAGAGGCAGACGUUAUCCCUUGCACUGGGGAAGAGCCAGGUGAAGCCAAAGAGAGGGAGGCACUUCGAGGUGCUGUGUUAAAUGGUGGCACACCCAGUACUCGAAUAACACCGGAGUUCUCUAAAUGGGCCAGUGAUGAAAUGCCCUCGACGAGUAAUGGCGAAAGCAGUAAACAGGAGACUAUGCAGAAGACCUGUAAGAACAGCGACAUUGAAAAAAUUACAGAAGACUCUGCAGUGACAACAUUUGAAGCGUUAAAGGCUCGUGUCCGUGAGUUAGAAAGGCAGCUUUCCCGUGGGGACCGCUAUAAAUGUCUCAUUUGCAUGGACUCCUACACAAUGCCCCUGACUUCCAUUCAGUGCUGGCAUGUGCACUGUGAAGAAUGCUGGCUGCGGACUCUGGGUGCCAAGAAGCUCUGUCCCCAGUGUAACACCAUCACAUCUCCCGGAGACCUUCGGCGCAUCUACUUAUGAAGGACCCAGCGGGAGGGCGGGAUGCAGCUACUCGGCUCAGCUCAUCACACCAAGGGGGAGAAGAACGACAGCAACAACAACAAAAAAAAAAAAAGACGUUUUAAAAAUGUAAAGGAAAAACAAACCAGAGACUGCAGACAUGGACUCGAGGAUACAGGAGCAGCAGGGAGCCUCAACUCCUAGAUCCCGCCUGUUGAGACCUCCUUCAGCAUCUGCAGCGGGCAAAACCAAACCCUUUGUUGUGAAGCCCCCCUUUUUUAAACCCAGUAUUCCCCAUCCACCCAUUCCCUGGAGCUGGCUUUGAAUCGUGGAUGGCUCACAAGCCCUCCUUUGGACUGCGUUGUUGACCACUCUGCCCCCAGGACACUGGGGAAGGGACCCUUGACAGAAAGAUGUUAAAUAACCUGUAACUUGUGUUCUUCGUUCAGUUGGAGUUUUGUUUUGCUUUUGUUCUUAUUUGUUUUGGUUUGGUUUUUGGUUUGGCUCUGUUUUGGUUUUUUGUGGUGUUCUAGUGAUUAAAAAAAAAAAAAAAGAUUUAAAGAGAAGGAAAAAAAAAAAGAGAGAGAGAGAAAAAAACCCCACACCCAGGCAGAAAUGAAGCACAUGUAAUAUAGAUUAUAUAUGUUUACAAUGUUGUGUAUAAAUGGGAUAGACUCAAACAUUACAUACUAAUAAGUUUCCCUUUUUUUUUUUCUUCUUCUUUUUAUUUUCUUUAUUUUUGGUUUGUUUGGUUGGUUUUGGGUUGGUUGUUUUUUUUUUUAAAGAAGAAAAAAAAAAAAAGAAAAUGAGCAGAGAACAUUAAACCCAUAUUUUUCUUGGUUCAGCAAAGUUUUGGCAUUAAAGUCAUUAGUUUAAAAAAAGUAUAUAUAUACAUAUAUAUAAUAUAAAUGGUUUAAUGUUCUGUGGUGUAUAUUUCCUCAUUCGGAUAUGAAGUUAACAGCUUUUAGUAAUGGCUGUAGCAUUGCCCAUAACUUACAGAACUUAUGGGGAGUAGAGGAGGUGGAUUUUUGUCAUUAGUUGUAGCUAAUGGGGCUAUUUAUAAUAGAAUCAUUAUCCCCGGAAAGACACGGCUUUUAGCUCCCUGCCGGGGGGGAUCUGGCUCAGCCCCCUUUGCCUUUCCCAGCUGAGGAAGGGCCAAACAGAGCAGAGCUGGAGGGAGACAGCCUGCCAGAGGGCUGCCCCCUCCGCGGCCAGCAGUGCCUGCUCAAGGAUGUGACUGAUCCCCUCUUGCCUCCUCCAGGGCUGUAGCCCCUGCCUGGCCCUUCUGUUCUCCCCUGUGGACAGCGUUUGCUGACUAGAGGAUGCCAGAGCUGCUCCCAGUGCCUGCUGCUGGUAGCCACAGGGAAGCAAGGGUCAAAGGGAGAGAUGCCAGGGGGUGGAUUGCCUUUCCUGGUGACUUUGUCCAAAGCCAGUUCCCUCACAGUGCUGGCUGCAGCAGGCCCUGGUGCUGGCCAGCCAAGAUGCCCAAGCCCUGCCUCAUGCCAUCUUUUCCCAGCUCCCACUUUUCUGGGGCCUGUGUUUUGCAAAAGAGGUUUCGGCACUGGGACAGAGAGUCAAGCCAGCCCUGUUUCAGCCCCACAGCCACCCUCAGGGCUUGCCCAGUGGUUACAGUGAGCAGAAGUGAUUCCAACUGGAGCCAGAGGUUCCCCACAGCCCCAGCUUCUUCCACGCAGUCCCUCAUGCUUGUCCCUGUCUCCUGUAUCCUCAGCUUUAACCAAAGCUUCCAUCUGGCCUGGUUAUUUGUUGAUUUUUCUUUUAUUUUCAGGACCCAAGAAACAGACACUGAUCGUUUCCCAAGGAGAAUGUGUGUGCCUGUGUGCUGACUUCUCCCAGCCCUGCCCCAGGCAGUCACAGGAUGCCAGCUCCCAGAUGACAGAAUAGAGGGAGAGAGAGAAGCUCAUCUUCCCCACUCCUGUGGGGAGGUGAGGAUCUUGCCAAGCAAGUCCCACCUGGCAGCACAACAUAGCUGGAGCAUUCUAGGACAGUAUGGAAAGGGUGGUGAAUGAGGGGUUUGGAGGUGGAACCCCAGUACUUCUGGGGCAUUUCCAGAGAGUGAAGGACUGGGGAGGCAGGAUGGGUGCUUUGGGGGUUUGGUGCUGUUGUGCAGAGUACAGCUGCUCUCCUCAGCAUCUCCCAAGUGAUUUCAGAAGGAUCCUGCUGCACCUGGGAAAAAAAAAAAGCCACCAAACCAGAUUGAGUGAUCUGUAUUUUAUAAACAUCCUAGCAAAACAUGCCAGUUCUUGAGAGUUCCAAUUCUCUAAGCUCAUAGCAGUGUGGUGAUCCCUGAGACCAGAGAGCUGCAGCCUCCUCCGCUCAGGAGCUCAUCUCUCCUGAUGGGGUCCUGCCUCCCAGGGGAGGCUGCAAUCAGGAGAAGGGGCUGCAGCAAUGGGUGUCACUGCUAGGUAACCCUCCAACCAGCAGCACUUGGCUAGAGGAAGAGCAACUACACUGAAUUUGGGUCUGCGUUUGUCAAGGGAGAAAAAUUGAGGCUGGGCUGUGAGUGCCACCCAGCUGGGGCUCAGAGAUGGAUUUAAAGGUGGUGCAGUGGGUAGGUUUGAGAGGCAUCCAGGAAGAGAGAGAGAGGGCAGGUCACCCCACCCUUCCUUGGAAAUAGGUCCCAGGUGGGAGCCAGGCUUUCUGGCAGGUGUUGUGGACCAGCUGUGAAUUCUAUGUACGUAUGUGUAAAACCAUAUGUAACUAGUCACUGGUUCUUUGUUUUGGGGGUUAUUUUCUGGUUUGGUUGUUUUAAUUGUAAAUCCAUCCCCUGUUUUCAAGGGUGGGGGCUGCAGGGGGAAGGCUGGGGAGAGAGGCAUCCUGCUUUGUAACAGGUAUCCACCACUUCCCUUCUUCUGGAAUGAGUUUAAAUGAUUUUAAAAGGAAAAAAAAAAAAAAAGAAGUAUGAACUAUUGGAGUUAACCUAUCUUUGCCCAAAGAAUCCCAGUUGCACAAAGCGAUAUUCCGGUGUGUCGAUGAUUGUGUGUCGGUGUAUAUUAUACAAAGAGGUACUUGUCACUCCCGUUUGUAAACUACAUUUGACAUUAAUUAAACAAGUAUAAAUCUUC